Molecule: messenger RNA, 3000 nt
Organism: Belonocnema kinseyi
Lineage: Eukaryota; Metazoa; Arthropoda; Insecta; Hymenoptera; Cynipidae
Product: BRO1 domain-containing protein BROX-like
Exons: 7
Coding region: 12-1274 (420 amino acids)
Source: RefSeq, a predicted model, not a curated record
UUUAAACUAAAAUGGCUCACUGGUUUCAUCGUAAUUCACUAAAAGCGACCACAAAUCAUAAAUUUGAAUUAAAAAUACCACAUCCGACAGACGCGACGAAAAAACUUCUGAGUGAUUUGAAGAUAUCACGAGCUCGUCUUUUGGACCUGAUUCGAAAUGCGAACAAUACAAGUGACACAAUUGAUCCAGCAUUUCUGUCUUAUUUGUCAUUGUUAUAUGGUUUUAUGUGGGAAGUGGAAAAAGCGGAUGAAGAAGGCCAACAAUUCGGAAGGCCAAAUCCCAGUAAAUUACGAAGUGUCUUUGGAUUUAAAUGGACCCACACAUUACUGGGAUCAACUACACGUACGAGUGCAGAUUCAAUUUAUGAAGCUGCCAACAUGAGUAUGAAUAUUGGCCUUUGGUUCAUGAAACAUGCAGCGAUGAUUGCCGCAAAAGACGAUAUUUCUAUGGACGAAGCCAAAGAUGUGCACACGAUGCUGAGACGUGCUGCUGGAAUUUUUACCUUCGUGCAAACAGAAUUUUUGCCACAAUUGUUGAAUCCACCGAUAUUAGGUAGCGAUUUGGACCCAAGGGUUAUCAACGCUUACAUAAAUCAAUGCACUGCAGAAGCACAAGAAGUUACGGUUGCCAGAGCAAUCGAAUUAAAACACAAUCCGAGCUUGAUAUCUGCUUUGGCAAACGAGACGAGUAAAUUAUUUCUCGACGCCGCCAAUACUCUGCGACCUUUUAAACCUGAAAUCUCCAUGCAGUGGAUCAAGUACUUGGAGCUGAAAGCAGCCUUUUAUCAAUCUUAUGCUUACAACUACUGUGGAAUAAAUCUACUGAGUAUGGAUAAAUGCGGCGAGGCGAUAAAAGCGCUACAGGAGAGUGAAAGUUGCUUGAAUAAAGCAAAAGCACUUUGUCAAGUGUACGCAAAAACAAACGGACCUGCAUCGCGCGUUAAAGUGGAUCAGCACGCUGUUUUCAAAAGAUUGGCGCCGUCUGUCAAACUUGCACUGGACAAGGGCAAUCGAGAAAACGGUUUAAUAUAUCAUCACACGAUUCCAGGAGAGGUACCAGCACUGGAUACUAAAGCGACAUUUGGUUUAGUAAGUCCUAUCGACUUUCAAAUGCCCACGCCUAACUCUCUCUGGAAUUUGGGCACCUAUCCCUCUUUAGUUGGAGUAUCACCUGCAAAAACUAGCAGUGAACGAGAUUUGCCUCCAGUAAAAGAAGAAGCAGUUCAUCAAACGAGUAAGGAACCAAAAAAUGAAAGCGGCUGUACUUUACAGUAAAUACGCUAUCAUGCAAAAAGCUAUUUGCACUGUUUUAUAUUUAUUUAAAAUUAUUUUAUAUACUCGAGAAUAUCCUUUUUGAUGUUUAAAACAACAAGUUUUUUCAAUACGAUCCAAAGAUACCAUGAUACUAUAUCUGCAUUAGAAAUGCAUGCAAUUCAAAAUUUACGAAAUUACCAAUCGUCACUUCCUUCAAAAAUGCGCAGUAUUACUUGACCUAGUCAAUAUUUCGAUGAUGAUUUAAAAUCAAAAUUAUAUUCGUAUAUAGAUUAGGAAAGACGAAAUUGCGUUUUUAGAAAAAAUAUUUACGUCUGUUGACGAAACGUUAAAAACGUUAUGCUAUACCAGUAUACAAAGUUUGUGAUAUUCACAUUAACUUGAAGCACUCUAAACUUUAAAAAAUUUAACAUUAUCAUAUACAUUGUGUGCGAGGGUAUUUUAUAAAAAUUUCAAAUCGACAAAGAAAGACUGAAGUCUUCAAAUUCGUACAAAAGAUGUCGAUGGCUCUCGAUCCAUUUUAUAGUUUGAGAGCUCUGGACAAAUUAGAUAUUAUGAGAGAUUUUAUGGAUUUUCUGAUGACAUAAAAAAGGACUAGAACACCGACAUCGAGUAUGCUUUCUGCUAUAUUGAUACGUUUACGAUUAUUUAUGUUUGUCAGCUUAGUAAGCUUUAAAUUAAUAUGUUCAUAUUAUUUUAAAUCGUAUUUGUGAAGCAUAUACAAAAUGUAUAAAUGAAAAGUACAUCGGAAUUCUUAUUAUUCAUUGAGGAUCCGGAUUCUAUAAACAUCCGCACAUGUUUCUCACUGAGGGGCGUUGGCCUCCGAACACUUUUCAAACAAGUUUCGAGUUUUAAUUUUAAAGCUAUAUAUUCUUAUAAUAAAUUUAAUGAUGCAUCUUUUUUUCUUUGAAUAAGAAAGUUGUAGCUGUUGCCAUUUUGAAAAUAAACCCGACACCCGCUUUUUACACUUACAGACAUUAUUUAUUUAAACAAAUCCCUAUGUUUAUCAUUCUUUGAUGAAUAGAUUCAAUGGUUUUUACGGAAUCGACUAAAUAUGUCUUCAGUGAAUUCAUGCUUUUAUAUUUUUCAAAUUAACAAUAGCUGUUAGUUAUUCAAACCAUUUCUGUAAACAAAUGCACAUUUCGAUUUUUUUUCUAUGAAUAUACUUUUUUAACGAGAUUUAUGCAAUGAUUUAUGCAAUGGCUAAGGUAAAAGUGUAUAACUCUUACUUGAAAAAAUGUGCAUAUGUUAUUUAUUCUAACAUUCAUAGAACAACAUAAAGAAUAUUUUCUGUAAAUUUCAUUUAAAAAUUGAAAGAACUGCCUGAAUUAUGUUCAGUUGAAAUAAAACAAGACAAAUUAAAAUUGGCGUUCUAAAAAAGUAGGUUUUUGGCUUUAUUUACUAGUAAGAACAUAUACUUUUAAAAUUAAAUUCGAAACUUGUUUGAAAAGUUUCAAAAGGACAAAGACGUUCAGCGAAAAAAAUUAAUUCUCGGUUAUAGAAUUGGGCCCCUCAAUUAACGUCAGGCAAUAUUGAUAACAUUCUGUAAAAUUAUUGAUAUGUGUAACGUGUAUCAGAGAAUGUGCUUUUAUAUUAUUUGCAGUGUUUGACAGUAACGCGUUACCCGGAACGUCCCAUUUUUUAGUAACAGCAACGAGUUACUUUUUUUUAUAAAGUUAGCCUUAACGCUUUACUAUUUUUGAGUAACUUUAUUGUAAUAGGCAGUCUG